UAACGCUCUCACAGUCACAUACAAAACCAUAAAAAAAAAAAGGAAUAUAGUAAUAAAAAAUAAUCUAUUAACAAAAAUAAGGAAAGAGGAGGAAAAAGUGGCAGGAAAUUAUCGAUUAACCAACUAUGGCGGCGGAAUCGGGAGAUUUGAACUUCGAUCUUCCCGAUGACCUCGUGCAAGUGCUACCGUCAGAUCCCUUCGAACAACUCGACCUGGCCCGCAAGAUCACAUCCAUUGCGCUUUCAGCACGUGUCAACGCCCUCGAAUCAGAGUCGUCGGAACUUCGCGCCAGGAUCGCCGAGAAGGAUCACCUCAUCGCCGAGCUUCAGUCGCAGUUGGACUCCCUCGACGCCACACUCUCCGCCACCGCCGAUAACCUCCACCGUGCCGAACAAGAUAAGGAGAGUUUGAUCAACGAGAAUGCUUCACUUUCCAACACUGUUAGAAAGCUCAAUCGAGAUGUCUCCAAGUUGGAGGUUUUCAGAAAGACACUUAUGCGAUCACUUCAGGAGGAGGAUGAUAAUUCUGGAGGAGCUCCAGACAUGGUUGCUAAAGUACAAAGUCAAUCAAGUUUGACUUCCACGUCUCAGUUUGGAGAUAAUGAAGCUUCAUUACCACCAUCCGUAUCUUCUUCAGUGCCCUCAAUUUCUGAUACUGGAAAUUCUUUUGCUGAGGAUCAUGAAUCUGAUGCCAUAAGACCUAGAGUACCAUAUAGUCUCCUCUUAGCAUCCCAAUCUACCACCCCUCGGCUCACUCCCCCUGGUUCUCCUCCCAGCCUGUCUGCAUCAGUAUCUCCCACAAGAACAUCUAAACCUGUGUCUCCAAGGCGGCAUUCAAUUUCCUUUGCAACCUCAAGAGGCAUGCAUGAUGAUAGGACUUCAGUGUUUUCCUCGAUGUCAAGCUCUGACUCCGGAGCAGGAUCACAAACUGGACGAACACGGGUGGACGGAAAGGAGUUCUUUCGCCAAGUCAGGAACCGGUUGUCUUACGAGCAGUUCGGUGCAUUCUUGGCUAAUGUUAAGGAGCUGAAUUCCCAUAAACAAACAAGAGAGGUGACGCUGCAGAAAGCUGAUGAAAUUUUUGGACCAGAAAACAAGGACCUGUACAAUAUAUUUGAGGGGUUGAUUACUCGCAAUGUCCAUUGACAUUGUGCCUAGGAGAAGCUUUAUUCCGAGUUUGUAUUCCACUGUAUAUUACAUGUUUAUUAGUGUGUAAUAAAACAUUUUUUGAACAUGAAAAAGCAUGUGAAUUUGAAUUAAUAAAUGAUAUUUCAUGAUAGGGCAACAGGGUUUCCACUU
Messenger RNA from Lotus japonicus, 1298 nucleotides. RefSeq lists its product as uncharacterized. The record is from RefSeq and is a predicted model, not a curated record. The coding region runs from base 126 to 1145 and encodes 339 amino acids. The transcript is spliced from 9 exons. Lineage: Eukaryota; Viridiplantae; Streptophyta; Magnoliopsida; Fabales; Fabaceae.